Messenger RNA from Tarenaya hassleriana, 1415 nucleotides. RefSeq lists its product as uncharacterized. NCBI's taxonomy places the organism in Eukaryota, Viridiplantae, Streptophyta, Magnoliopsida, Brassicales, Cleomaceae. Gene Ontology annotation, biological process: exonucleolytic trimming to generate mature 3'-end of 5.8S rRNA from tricistronic rRNA transcript (SSU-rRNA, 5.8S rRNA, LSU-rRNA). Gene Ontology annotation, molecular function: nucleic acid binding; 3'-5'-RNA exonuclease activity. The coding region runs from base 159 to 1160 and encodes 333 amino acids. The record is from RefSeq and is a predicted model, not a curated record. The transcript is spliced from 6 exons.
AAAGCGUGCAUGAAAUAACCAAUGAACCGGGCUUAACCGGUUCAGUUAGGUCCGGUUUUGGUUCUCUUUGCAUCAAACCAGUUCCAUUGUUUUUCCUUUUGGGAUGUCAUCUAUAUCCGUAUCGUUCCCCCGCCAAAAACGCUCUUGCUUCCCCUGCAAUGGCGUCGGCUUGCUCUUUCGUUAGGGUUUCGAUCUCCAAGUUGUCUACUUUCCGCGUUGGACAUCGCCCUCCUUUUUUGCCGUUCGAAUUGUGCCGUGCCCGUCGAACUCUCUGCAGCAUCUCUUCUACUUCUCAGAAGCAUUCUCAUCCCGUCCCGUCUUCUUCUUCUUCGCCACCGUCGUCUUCUUCUUUCAUCAUGGAGACAGUUGGAAAUACUAGGUGGAGGCCGAUGUGCUUGUAUUAUACUCAAGGGAAGUGCACAAAGGUGGAUGAUCCUGCUCAUCUGGAGAUCUUCAACCAUGAUUGUUCACGAGAGCUUCGAGUGAGUGCUGCUGAUCUCGAGCGGAAGAGCUCGCAAGAAUUCAACUUUUUCUUGGUGCUCGACUUGGAGGGCAAAGUUGAAAUUCUCGAGUUCCCUGUUCUCAUGGUAGAUGCCAAGACCAUGGAGGUUGUGGGCUUGUUCCACCGGUUUGUAAGACCCACCAAAAUGAGCGAGCAGGCAAUAAACAGAUACAUCGAAGGCAAGUAUGGAAAACUGGGUGUUGACCGGGUGUGGCAUGACACGGCUCUACCAUUUAACCAAGUUCUUGAGCAGUUUGAGGCUUGGUUAGCCGGACAUAACUUGUGGGGCGAGGAGUCUGGUGGGGUUCUGAAUGAUGCAGCUUUCGUAACCUGUGGGAAUUGGGAUCUGAAGACAAAGAUUCCCGAGCAAUGCAAAGUGUCAAACAUCAAGCUUCCACCAUAUUUUACGGAGUGGAUCAAUCUCAAGGACGUCUACCUCAAUUUCUACGGCCAAGAGGCCCGAGGAAUGGUGACAAUGAUGAGGCAACGUGAAAUCCGGCUAAUGGGAAGUCACCAUUUGGGCAUCGAUGACACGAAGAACAUCACAAGGGUGCUUCAACGAAUGCUUGCAGAUGGUGCAGUGCUCAAGAUCACAGCUAGGAGAAGCAAUUCCGAUCCAAGAAACGUGGAGUUUCUAUUCAAGAACAGGAUCAGGUGAGAAGCAAGACUUCUAGUCUCCUAAAGCAAAUUCCAAUGAAAGUUCAUAACUUUCAGCUAUGUAAUAUACAUCUUUGGCUAUAUUGAGUGUGUAGUUGAUAAACCGGAAGCAACAGACUGGUGAAAUGGGCACACCAUACAAGCUAGUGAAGAAGCAUUCAGCUACCUUCCCAAGCAAAUUUGAGAGAAAUUUGUGAUUUUUUGUUUGUGUUAUAUUUUAAAGGCCUGGCCUUGGCGGGAAAUGACCAUUGGCUCA